AUGGAGGAGCAGCCGAAAAGUCCCAGGACUGUAAGGUGCAGAAAACAUACAGUGAUUCCGCCGAUGUCAUCGAAAUUAGUCAUAUGCACAAUAUCGGAAAAUCAGUGUCCCGAUCGAAAGCCGACUCGAGAACGUACAAACAAUAGCGCGUCGAACAGGGAUGCGGAGCAGUAUGGAACGACCUAUAGUAUCGAGGUGAAUGAGAGCGGAACAACGUCACUGUAA
Gongylonema pulchrum is the source of this 225-nucleotide messenger RNA. NCBI's taxonomy places the organism in Eukaryota, Metazoa, Nematoda, Chromadorea, Rhabditida, Gongylonematidae. The record is from the annotation of a GenBank genome assembly.